CGCCCCUCGACACAAAACCAGACUCUUCCCCGUACCGCUCUCUGUGUCAGCUCUCUCUUUUUUUUCCCCUUUCUCUACGCAGAAUUCCUCUGCCUGCCCCUCUUCCCUGGCCUUCCCUGCCCGCUGCCCAUCGCCCACUUCAGGUGUCAAUCGUUUAGCCCAGGGCCACAUACCAGCCAGCCCAAGGAUGGAGAAAGGAAGCCCAGGUGUCACCAGGAGUACUUGGAGCAAUUCUCUACCCAGGAACGAUCCUCUGAGACUCCCUGGGCAAAGUCCCUUUCUUGACUCUUCGGAAAUCCUUCUUGAUAGUCCUCCCAAGAGAGAUGAGAAGAAGAUGAAAGCUGCUCGCCUCAAAUUUGAUUUCCAAGCAGAGUCGCCAAAAGAACUGACCCUGCAGAAGGGGGACAUUGUGUACAUCCACAAAGAAGUAGAUAAAAACUGGCUUGAAGGAGAACACCACGGCAGGGUGGGCAUUUUCCCUGCUAAUUACGUGGAGGUCCUGCCUCCAACCGAAAUUCCCAAGCCCAUCAAAGUGCCCUCCCUCCAAGUCUUGGAGUAUGGGGAAGCAGUGGCCCAGUACAACUUCAAAGGAGACUUGGCGGUAGAGUUGUCCUUUCGAAAGGGUGAACAUAUCUGCCUUGUCCGUAGGGUAGACGAGAACUGGUAUGAAGGUCGCAUCUCUGGCACAAACCGCCAGGGUAUUUUUCCAGCCAACUAUGUCCAGGUGGUGAAAGAGCCAAGGGUGAAGAAUUCGGAGGAAUAUCCUUCCUCCCCGGGCCUCCCGGGCCAUGCCAGCUCGUCCCCCCAGGCACAGGCGCCCAGUCUGGGCAGUAGGUGGCAGUCUGAGACUUCCCCUUCAAACCUGCCAAACGCUCUGGCACCAGACCUGCUCGCCUCCUCUUCCUCCUCUGCCUCUUCUGGAUUCACAUUUCCCAUCUCUCCAAAGUUUGAAAACCCCGAGACCAUGACUCACAGAAUCCAGGGCGCACUCAGAGCUGGCUCUUUCAGUCCCCAGAGUCGAAGCCCUGGGAAAAUGUCCAGUGGGAGCCCCCAGCCUCUCACAUCUGUCCAGAUGAAGGACCCGCCACGCCCUGUUCCUCCUCUGUUGACUUCCCAAGCACGGCCUUCCAUUCCGCCACAGAAUUCCGCCCUGGAAGCGGCGUUUUCCCCCACUUCAAAGCCGCGGAGCCCCCCCCACGCCUCCAGAGACCAGUCCCCCUCCGGCAUCCAGUGGACUCCGUACCAAGCUCUCUACCAUUACCGACCUCAGAACGAAGAUGAAUUGGAGCUUCAGGAAGGUGAUCGUGUAGAUGUGAUGCAACAGUGCGAUGAUGGAUGGUUUGUGGGGGUCUCUAGAAGGACGCAGAAAUUUGGCACUUUCCCUGGGAAUUACGUUACUCCCGUGUGACCAGCAGCUCUCUCGUCCAUGCGAUUGAAUCAGAAUCUUCUGCUCCUGGGAUCUUGCCUUCUUGGAGAAGCACCCCCGAUCAACGGAUAUGAAAGAAAAGAGUAUAAAAGACAUGGUCUGAAAGCUAAUAUUCCCCCACCCCGCCCCCAAGAUAUGUCUUGUUUGCCAGCUGGAGUCUGUACUGCUUGACUUGGUAUCUUCUGCACCUUGGCUUCCUCGAAGGAGACGAUUACAACCCACUUUCUAUUCCCAGUAUUUAUGAA
Molecule: messenger RNA, 1671 nt
Organism: Pseudonaja textilis
Lineage: Eukaryota; Metazoa; Chordata; Lepidosauria; Squamata; Elapidae
Source: RefSeq, a predicted model, not a curated record